CAGAAAAGUACAAUCAUGGGAGAUGGUGAAAUGGAGUGUUUCGGCCCGGCGGCCAUCUAUCUCCGAAAGCCAGAAAAAGAGAGAAUUGAGGCUCAGAACACCCCCUUUGAUGCUAAAUCAGCUUACUUCGUGACAGAUGCAGACGAGAUGUACCUGAAGGGUACUCUUACUGGCAGAGAGGGCGGCAAAGCUACUGUCAAAACUCACAGUGGGAAAACUGUAACAGUAAAAGAAGAUGACAUCCACCCCAUGAAUCCUCCCAAGUUUGACAAAAUCGAGGACAUGGCCAUGAUGACCCACCUCAAUGAGCCUGCUGUGCUGUACAACCUCAAAGAGCGUUACGCAGCAUGGAUGAUCUACACCUACUCUGGCUUGUUCUGCGUCACUGUCAAUCCCUACAAGUGGCUGCCGGUGUACGACGCAGUUGUUGUGGCUGGAUACAGAGGGAAAAAGAGGAUUGAAGCCCCACCUCACAUCUUCUCCAUCUCCGACAACGCCUACCAGUUCAUGCUCACUGAUCGUGAGAACCAGUCUGUCCUGAUUACUGGAGAAUCUGGUGCAGGAAAGACUGUGAACACAAAACGUGUCAUUCAGUACUUUGCAACUGUUGGUGCGAUGUCUGGAACAAAGAAGGCAGAGCCAGUUGCUGGAAAAAUGCAGGGAUCACUGGAAGACCAGAUCAUUGCAGCAAACCCUCUGCUGGAGGCUUAUGGUAAUGCCAAGACUGUGAGAAACGACAACUCCUCUCGUUUUGGUAAAUUCAUCAGGAUUCACUUUGGCACCACUGGAAAACUUGCCUCAGCUGAUAUUGAAACUUAUCUGCUGGAAAAGUCGAGAGUGACAUUCCAGCUGUCUGCUGAGAGGAGUUACCACAUCUUCUACCAGGUCAUGACUGGACACAAGCCAGAGCUGCUCGAGGCCCUGCUCAUCACCACCAACCCUUAUGACUAUCCAAUGAUCAGCCAGGGUGAGAUCACUGUGAAGAGCAUCAAUGAUGUGGAGGAGUUCAUUGCCACUGAUACUGCCAUUGACAUUCUGGGCUUCACUGCUGAUGAGAAAAUUAGCAUCUACAAGCUGACAGGGGCCGUGAUGCAUCAUGGGAGCAUGAAGUUCAAACAGAAGCAGAGAGAGGAGCAGGCUGAACCUGAUGGCACUGAGGUGGCUGAUAAAAUCGCCUACCUCAUGGGUCUCAACUCUGCUGACAUGCUGAAAGCUCUGUGCUACCCCAGAGUGAAGGUCGGGAACGAGAUGGUGACCAAAGGCCAGACAGUACCACAGGUGAACAAUGCAGUAAUGGCUCUCUGCAAGUCUGUCUAUGAGAAAAUGUUCUUGUGGAUGGUCGUCCGUAUCAAUGAGAUGUUGGACACCAAGCAGCCAAGACAGUUCUUCAUUGGUGUGCUGGACAUCGCUGGAUUUGAGAUUUUUGAUUUCAACAGCUUGGAGCAGCUUUGCAUCAACUUCACAAAUGAGAAACUGCAACAGUUCUUUAACCACCACAUGUUUGUUCUGGAGCAAGAGGAGUACAAGAAAGAAGGUAUUGAAUGGGAGUUCAUUGACUUUGGUAUGGACUUGGCCGCCUGCAUUGAGCUCAUUGAGAAGCCAAUGGGCAUCUUCUCCAUCCUUGAAGAGGAGUGUAUGUUCCCCAAGGCAACAGACACAAGCUUCAAAAACAAGCUUCAUGAUCAGCAUCUGGGCAAAUGUGCGGCUUUCCAGAAGCCCAAGCCUGCCAAAGGUAAAGCAGAGGCUCACUUCUCUCUGGUGCACUACGCCGGGACUGUGGACUACAACAUUGUUGGCUGGUUGGACAAGAACAAGGAUCCACUGAAUGACUCUGUUGUUCAACUCUACCAAAAGUCAUCGGUCAAAGUCCUGGCUUUCCUAUAUGCUGCUCAUGCAUCUGCUGAAGCUGAGGGAGGUGGUGGAAAGAAAGCAGGCAAGAAGAAGGGUGGUUCCUUCCAGACUGUGUCUGCACUUUUUAAGGAGAACUUGGGUAAGCUGAUGACUAACCUGAGGAGCACUCACCCUCACUUUGUGCGCUGCUUGAUUCCUAAUGAGUCCAAGACUCCAGGUCUGAUGGAGAACUUCCUGGUCAUCCACCAGCUCAGGUGUAAUGGUGUGCUGGAGGGUAUCAGAAUCUGUAGGAAGGGUUUCCCCAGCAGAAUCCUCUACGGUGACUUCAAGCAGAGGUACAAAGUAUUAAAUGCUAGUGUCAUCCCUGAGGGACAGUUCAUUGACAACAAAAAAGCUUCAGAGAAACUUUUGGGCUCUAUUGAUGUUGACCACACACAAUACAAGUUUGGACACACCAAGGUGUUCUUUAAAGCUGGUCUAUUGGGAACUCUUGAGGAAAUGAGAGAUGAGAAACUAGCAGAACUGGUUACCAUGACUCAGGCUUUGUGCCGUGGAUACGUCAUGAGAAAGGAGUUUGUCAAAAUGAUGGAGAGAAGGUAUGAAUCUACAAAAAACAGUUUGGAACACAAUUGUCUAGUACCACAAUGUGAUAUUGACUUAUUUACUCAUUACAUUUUACACAGAGAAGCAAUUUAUUCCAUUCAAUACAACAUCCGCUCAUUCAUGAAUGUCAAACAUUGGCCAUGGAUGAAGCUCUACUUUAAGAUCAAGCCUCUUCUGAAGAGUGCAGAGACUGAGAAAGAAAUGGCAGCUAUGAAGGAGAAUUAUGAGAAAAUGAAGGAAGAUCUUGCAAAAGCAUUAGCUAAAAAGAAGGAGCUUGAGGAGAAAAUGGUGUCACUUCUUCAAGAGAAAAAUGACCUUCAGCUGCAAGUCACAGCUGAAUCAGAAAACCUUUCUGAUGCUGAGGAGAGAUGUGAAGGUCUGAUCAAAAGCAAGAUCCAGCUCGAGGCCAAACUCAAAGAGACAAAUGAGAGACUGGAGGAUGAAGAGGAAAUCAAUGCUGAACUGACUGCCAAGAAGAGGAAACUGGAGGAUGAAUGCUCCGAACUGAAGAAAGACAUUGAUGACCUGGAGCUUACCUUGGCCAAAGUGGAAAAAGAGAAACAUGCAACCGAAAAUAAGGUGAAAAACCUGACAGAGGAGAUGGCCUCUCAAGAUGAAAGCAUUGCCAAACUGACCAAAGAGAAGAAAGCCCUCCAAGAGGCACAUCAGCAGACUCUUGAUGACCUUCAGGCAGAGGAAGACAAAGUCAACACUCUGACUAAAGCCAAGACAAAGCUUGAGCAGCAAGUGGACGAUCUUGAGGGCUCAUUGGAGCAAGAGAAGAAGCUCCGUAUGGACCUUGAGAGAGCCAAGAGGAAGCUUGAGGGUGAUCUGAAACUGGCUCAGGAGUCCAUAAUGGACCUGGAGAAUGACAAACAGCAAUCAGAUGAGAAGAUCAAAAAGAAGGACUUUGAGAUAAGUCAGCUUCUCAGCAAGAUUGAGGAUGAACAGUCUUUGGGAGCACAGCUUCAGAAGAAGAUCAAAGAACUUCAGGCCCGUAUAGAGGAACUGGAAGAGGAAAUUGAAGCAGAAAGAGCUGCACGUGCUAAAGUGGAGAAGCAGAGAGCUGAUCUCUCCAGGGAACUUGAAGAGAUUAGCGAGAGGCUCGAGGAAGCUGGUGGUGCCACUGCUGCCCAGAUUGAGAUGAACAAGAAGCGUGAAGCUGAAUUCCAGAAGUUGCGUCGUGAUCUGGAAGAGUCCACCUUGCAGCAUGAGGCUACAGCCGCAGCUCUCAGAAAGAAGCAGGCAGACAGUGUGGCUGAACUCGGAGAACAGAUCGACAACCUCCAGCGGGUCAAGCAGAAGCUGGAGAAGGAGAAGAGUGAAUACAAGAUGGAGAUUGAUGACUUGACAAGCAACAUGGAGGCUGUGGCUAAGGCAAAGACAAAUUUAGAGAAGAUGUGUCGUACACUGGAAGACCAGUUGAGUGAAAUCAAGACCAAAAACGAUGAAAAUGUUCGUCAGUUGAAUGACAUGAAUGCACAACGUGCAAGACUUCAGACUGAAAAUGGUGAAUUUAGCCGCCAAAUGGAAGAGAAAGAAGCACUGGUUUCACAGUUAACUAGAGGAAAACAGGCUUAUACUCAGCAAAUUGAGGAACUCAAAAGACAUAUUGAAGAAGAAGUCAAGGUAGAGUUAUACAAAAUGUAUUUGCUCUUGUUUGAUUAUUUAAAUUAUUGCAAAGUUAGCAGAUUGUUUAAAAUCUCAAAAUAUGCUGUUUUACAGGCCAAGAACGCUCUGGCUCAUGCGGUUCAGUCUGCCCGCCAUGACUGUGAUUUGCUCAGAGAGCAGUAUGAGGAGGAGCAGGAGGCCAAAGCUGAACUCCAGCGAGGAAUGUCUAAGGCCAACAGUGAGGUGGCUCAGUGGAGAUCCAAAUAUGAGACUGAUGCCAUCCAACGCACUGAGGAGCUUGAGGAAGCCAAGAAAAAGCUUGCACAGCGUCUGCAGGAUGCUGAAGAAUCCAUUGAAGCAGUGAACUCAAAGUGUGCCUCACUGGAAAAGACCAAACAGAGACUGCAGGGUGAAGUAGAGGACCUUAUGAUUGAUGUGGAGAGGGCAAAUGCAUUGGCUGCCAACCUUGACAAGAAGCAGAGAAACUUUGACAAGGUCCUAGCAGAGUGGAAACAGAAGUAUGAGGAAGGCCAGGCUGAACUAGAAGGGGCUCAGAAAGAAGCUCGUUCUCUCAGCACUGAGGUUUUCAAAAUGAAGAACUCCUAUGAAGAAGCUCUUGACCACCUUGAGACACUAAAGAGGGAGAACAAGAAUCUGCAACAGGAGAUUUCUGAUCUCACUGAGCAGCUUGGAGAGACUGGAAAGAGCAUUCAUGAAUUAGAGAAAGCCAAGAAGACUGUGGAGUCUGAGAAAGCAGAGAUUCAGACUGCACUUGAAGAGGCAGAGGGUACCCUGGAGCAUGAAGAGUCCAAGAUUCUUCGUGUGCAGCUUGAGCUGAACCAGGUGAAGAGUGAGAUUGACAGAAAGCUUGCUGAGAAGGAUGAGGAGAUGGAACAGAUCAAGAGGAACAGCCAAAGAGUGAUCGAUUCCAUGCAGAGCACUCUGGACUCUGAGGUCAGGAGCAGAAACGAUGCCCUGAGAGUCAAAAAAAAGAUGGAGGGAGAUCUGAAUGAAAUGGAGAUCCAGUUGAGUCAUGCCAACCGCCAGGCUGCUGAGGCCCAGAAACAACUCAGAAACCUCCAAGGCCAACUCAAGGAUGCCCAACUGCACCUUGAUGAAGCUGUCAGAGGACAGGAGGACAUGAAGGAGCAGGUGGCCAUGGUGGAGCGCAGGAAUAACCUGAUGCAAGCAGAGAUCGAGGAGCUGAGAGGUGCACUGGAGCAGACAGAGAGAGGCCGCAAAGUGGCAGAGCAGGAGCUGGUUGAUGCCAGCGAGCGUGUGGGACUGCUCCACUCACAAAACACAAGUCUUAUAAACACCAAGAAGAAGCUUGAGGCUGAUCUGGUCCAGGUUCAAGGUGAGGUGGAUGAUGCUGUCCAGGAGGCCAGAAAUGCAGAGGAGAAGGCCAAGAAGGCCAUCACUGAUGCUGCGAUGAUGGCUGAGGAGCUGAAGAAGGAGCAGGACACCAGUUCUCACCUGGAGAGGAUGAAGAAGAACCUGGAGGUGACUGUCAAAGACCUGCAGCACCGUCUGGAUGAGGCUGAGAGUCUGGCCAUGAAGGGUGGAAAGAAACAACUCCAGAAACUGGAGUCCAGGGUGCGCGAGCUGGAGACUGAAGUUGAAGCUGAACAGAGACGUGGUGCAGACGCUGUGAAAGGAGUGCGCAAAUAUGAAAGGAGAGUGAAGGAGCUCACCUACCAGACUGAGGAAGACAAGAAGAAUGUGACCCGACUGCAGGAUCUGGUAGACAAGCUGCAGCUGAAAGUGAAGGCCUACAAGCGCCAAGCUGAAGAAGCUGAGGAGCAGGCCAACACUCACCUGUCCAGGUACAGGAAGGUGCAGCACGAGAUGGAGGAGGCUCAGGAGCGUGCUGACAUCGCUGAGUCGCAGGUCAACAAGCUGAGAGCCAAGAGCCGUGAUGCUGGAAAGAGUAAGGAUGAAGAAUGAAGAGAAGACACCACA
Puntigrus tetrazona (Sumatra barb) is the source of this 6027-nucleotide messenger RNA. Its product is annotated as myosin heavy chain, fast skeletal muscle-like. Gene Ontology annotation, molecular function: cytoskeletal motor activity; actin filament binding; ATP binding. The record is from RefSeq and is a predicted model, not a curated record. The transcript is spliced from 37 exons. Bases 16 to 6012 code for a protein of 1998 amino acids. Lineage: Eukaryota; Metazoa; Chordata; Actinopteri; Cypriniformes; Cyprinidae. Gene Ontology annotation, cellular component: myosin complex.